Messenger RNA from Panonychus citri (citrus red mite), 1404 nucleotides. RefSeq names its product ELKS/Rab6-interacting/CAST family member 1-like. NCBI's taxonomy places the organism in Eukaryota, Metazoa, Arthropoda, Arachnida, Trombidiformes, Tetranychidae. The transcript has a single exon. Bases 1 to 1404 code for a protein of 467 amino acids. The record is from RefSeq and is a predicted model, not a curated record.
AUGGAUCCGAAUGAAAAUAAUUUCGGAUCAAAAAUGAAUGAAAGUGAAAUGAUUGAUACUGGCGCUGAUGUUGCUCACUCAGAGUCUAUUGAAAAGAUGGAAAAUUUUGAUUAUGGUGCUUCAAAUGUUGCUAGAUUUUUGCAGCAGAUUAUUCAAAUUGAAAAUGAACGCAUUUUGGUUCUGAGAGAAGAUUUUGUUACCUCUCAACAAUUAACGGCUGAAAAUGAAUUGAAAAAUGUAAAACUCAACUAUAUAGCGGAACUGGCAGCUUUUGGUGAUAAAAUCAACUCGGAUGGUCAAGUGUUGAAAAGAAAAAAAGAAUUAGAAAGUGAACUAUUGGAGUCCAUCAAUAAAAUCAUAUCUGGAUGUAAAGCUCACCUAGAAGUUUGUAAAGACAUAAAACCUUUGAUGAUUACUGUCAGUGCGACCUUGUCUGGGAAUGAAAAAGCUGGAAUGGAUGAAGAUCGAGAAAGUGCAACGGUUUUCGCUGCUUUAGCCAACCAGAGUAUUAAUGGCUAUGGAUAUUCCAAUAAGGUGAAAAAAGUUGAUGCGAGCAACAAGAGAAGUGCUUCUGAUAUUUUAAACGAUUGUUUGAAAGUUUUCAAGUUUCUAAAGGAAAUGGGUCCAUUUGAUCCACACAGUGAUGAAAUAAUUUCAGUGCGAAAAUCACUUGUAGAGUUAAAUGGAAAGUUCGACGAGACAAGAGUAAAAAGUGAUAUAAAAGAUCGUGAAAUUGAAGCAGUGAACAAAGAAUUGGCGGUUCAAGAUGAAAAGAUGAAAGAAAAAAAACAACAAAUAGCUGAAGCAAAGUUGAAAGCCAAAGAAGCUGACGAAGUCACCCAGGAGAAAUUGGCUGCCAUGAUUUGUUCAAAUACAGAAAAACAGAGACAAUAUGUUGCCAUGGGAAACAGAAUUGAAUCCAUGAAGGAGAAAAUAAAAGAGAUACCAGAGCUCGAACAAAAACUUUCUACUAUUCAAGAGAAAGUCGCCAAGAAAAGUGCAGCUCUAAUUUCCAUGAGAUCUCAAACUGAAGAAAAUAAAACAAAAAUAAGGGAGAAGACCGAAAAUAUUGAAAGUUUAAAAAAGAAAACAGAGACCAUGGACAAGGAAUAUGGUGAAAAAAUUCAAACUUUACAAAGUAAAGCCAACAAUAAGGAAAUUGAACUUAGAAGUGCCCAAGCCAGAGCCCGAGUAUCAAUGCAAGAUGGUGACAAAGUCAGAGAAGAAUUCGAACAAAAUCAGAAACGAAUAAAGUCAAUCGAAGAUGAAUUCAGAGCAGCCAAAGAAGCUGCUCGCCGACGUAAAGCUGAGAAAAAGAAGAAACUAAAAGAGAAACGAAUGGUCAAGACACAACUUUCAGGAGAACUAAUGAUGUUCAAACUAUCGAGAGGAAUAAAAGUCUAA